Messenger RNA from Boeremia exigua, 2817 nucleotides. Its product is annotated as subtilase. The transcript is spliced from 5 exons. The coding region runs from base 104 to 2677 and encodes 857 amino acids. Gene Ontology annotation, biological process: proteolysis. Gene Ontology annotation, molecular function: serine-type endopeptidase activity; tripeptidyl-peptidase activity. Lineage: Eukaryota; Fungi; Ascomycota; Dothideomycetes; Pleosporales; Didymellaceae. The record is from RefSeq and is a predicted model, not a curated record. Gene Ontology annotation, cellular component: cytosol; membrane; cell wall.
CUAUCAUCAUCCUUCGAGCCAGUUUUUUUGUUCUCGUGCUCGUUCGAUAGUGUCUACUAAGUCCGACGUCUGUCCGUGCGUCUUCGAAGAUCGUGCCGGUAACAUGGUGAAAAGCAUUCAGCUUUUGCCGCUGAUUGCCAGCGUGGCAGCCGCGCUUGCGCUCGGAAGGAACAUCCCGGGCUCUUUCAUCGUCGAAUUUGAGGCUGAACAGGACCUGUUGUCCUACCACAGUGAGGUGGAUCCGAUCGCCGACACCGUCAGAACGUUUAACUGUAGUGUGUUUAAGGGUGCUACUAUUCAAUUCCGGGACGAUAAGACGGCCGCUCAAGCGGCAGUUCAGUUGAAGACACUGGACUCUGUGAAAAACAUUUGGCCAAAUAGGCUGUACGCGCGGCCCGACUUCAAGCUCGACUCGACUGCUGCGUCAGUGGGAUCCAUGCGAAAGGUCAAACGACAGAGAACUAACAACACGUAUUCACCACAUGUUCAAACUCAGGUCGAUAGGCUGCACGCUGAAGGGAUCACCGGACGAGACGUAAAGAUCGCUAUCAUCGACUCUGGUAUUGAUUACCUUCAUCCUGCUCUGGGAGGCUGUCUCGGUUUAGGAUGCCUGGUCGUGGAGGGCUAUGACCUGGUGGGAGAUAAUUACACUGGAAGGAACACGCCUGUCCCGGACGAUGACCCCAUGGACUGCAGUGGACAUGGCACGCACGUUGCUGGUAUUGUUGCUGCUCAGCCCAAUGAGUACGGAUUCACUGGUGCUGCUCCGGGAGCAAAACUAUCUGCAUACCGUGUUUUUGGAUGUGAUGGAGGCGCCGACACAAGUGUUAUAAUUGAUGCGUAUAUGCGCGCAUUCGAAGAUGGCGCCAACAUCAUUACUGCUUCUCUCGGAUCAAGAGGAGGCUGGGACGAGGACGCCUGGUCAACGUUGCUAUCACGAAUCACCAAAGCUGGCGUUCCAUGUCCAACUUCUGCUGGUAAUGAUGGCGAUACAGGCCUUUUCUCUUCCUCGGUAGACUCAACUGCCAUUGCCUCAUAUGUCAACACAGAGUUUCCUGCCUUUGUCUCCUCAGCCAGACUCACCUCCAAUGGCACAUCUUCGUCAAACAUCACCUAUAUUCCUGGACAACCUCAGGCUUGGGCCGGCGUAAAGCUUCCUUUGUGGGCAUUAUCAUUUGACACGACCGUAAGCGACCAAGGCUGCAACCCAUUUCCGGACAACACCCCAGACCUAUCCGAAAAGAUUGUGCUGAUUCGGCGCGGCGGCUGCACCUUUGCUGUGAAGGCCGAGAAUGCCGCUGCUAAAGGUGCUCGCUAUGUGUUGAUAUACAAUAACGCCAGCGUUGGUGCAUUCUCGUUGGAAUUAAGUACAGACGACAUCCUGGGUGUCGGCAUGCUGUUUGCGGAAACAGGCAUCAAUCUUAUCAACGCCUUGGCCGUCGGCUCUGAGCUUGUCCUAGAAUUAGGGGACCCCAAAGCUCUUCAGUUGAUUGUCCAGCAAGACACGAUUGCGGGCGGAUAUGUGAGCGAUUUCACGAGUUGGUCUCCCACCUGGGAAGCGGGAAUAAAACCACAGUUCGGUGCCCCUGGCGAGAACAUUCUUUCAACUCUCCCACUCUCACAGGGCGGCUACGGCAUAGCGUCUGGCACGUCAAUGUCGUGCCCGCUCGUUGCUGGUGUAUAUGCGCUAGUUUCCAAUGUUCGGGGGACUCUGGAUCCCGAAAUUUUGGACAGGAUCUUUUCCGCAACUGCAAAUCCAAACCUCCUGUACGACGGGUCAGCGGUCUUCCCUUGGCUUGCACCCGUAGCCCAACAGGGAUCAGGUAUGAUCCAAGCCUGGGACGCUGCACAUGUCACCACUAUCAUCAGUCGCUCAAACAUUGCCUUCAAUGACACGGAUUACCUAGUUGAUACUACCAACUUUACCAUUCUCAACACUGGAAGUGAGUCAGUCACUUACGAUAUCGGUACUGUCGGUGCCGCCACGGCCUAUACUUUUUCGAAUAGCACGAUCGUCGAUCCUUUCCCCGGCAUGGGAUUAGAUGGUGCAUUCGCCCAAGUGCUGCUGAGCGAAUCCAAGGUCACUGUUCCCUCAACUGGUAAGGCUGUCAUUAGUGUGACAGUGAUACCCCCUGCUCUGGAGGCCCGCCGUCUUCCUGUCUACUCCGGCUAUAUCACGCUCAAUGCCACCAACGGAGAAAGCUUAUCUCUUCCCUACCAGGGAAUUGUCGGCAGCCUCAACAGCCAGGAUGUACUGGGUAGCUGGGAGCUCUUUGCCAACGACACGUCUGAAGUGCCCAUUACCACCGACGGCACGUCGUUCAUUGUACCCCUGCUUAGCAACGGCAGCUCUAACGCAACGUACGAAGAAACAGGUCCGCGGAUCGUGGUCACUUUUAAAUUUGGCAGUCCCUACAUGCGUGUGGAGGCUAUCAGCAUGGAUGGCAGCAAUUCCAGCGCCGUCGUCGGUGACAUUUUCGACUCCCCUUCGGACUGGAUGGCGCGAGACGAGUAUUGGUAUCCUAUCAAUGGAAGGCUGGCCAAUGAGUCAUUUCUUGCGCCUGGUAGAUACAAGCUGCGUGCUCGUGCGCUGCACGUUUACGGCGAUCGACUUAGCACCGACGAGAAGCAGUGGGAUGAAGCUGAGUCACCAGUAUUUAGCAUUAGCUAUACAUAGGAGCGGCCGCCUAGGAAGGAUGGUUACUACGGUGUCAGGCAUAAGUAGUGUAGGUGCGGAAAGACGACCAGAGGGCAAAAUCUGGAUACCUAAGAGUCAUUAAUGGGUACCUGCACCAAUAGAUAUAACGUAGUUCACAA